CUUUCAUCCAUGGAUAGUACUUCACUUAUAAAUGCGAAUCUGUUUCAGCAAGCCCCAAUUAAGAUCCACUCGCAUGUCCCCAUCUACAAAGAGCAGUCUGAAUUUUGAUCAGUUCAUUCAUGGCUAUUCCGUUGCCAAUUCUUGUCCAGUUACUACCACUACUGCUAGUUGCAGCGGCGCCAUGCUCACUUGAAGCAGCAGCGCCGCACCAGUUGCACCCCAUCGUCCUGGUGCCCGGCUACGCCACCAACGAGCUGGACGUGCGGCUCACCGAGCUCUACCGGCCGUCGUCGCCGCGCUGCGGCGAGCGCAAGGGGAAGGGCUGGUUCCGGCUCUACCUCAACUACUCGGCCCUCCAGGACCCCGCCAACGUGCCGUGCUUCGCCGAGCAGAUGACCAGCGUGUACGACACCGCCUCCGACGACUACUUCAACGUCCCCGGCGUCGAGACGCGCGUCCCCUUCUUCGGCUCCACCCAAGCUUUCCGCUAUCCCGAUCCAGACCGCAAGAAUUUCUCGUACAUGAACACGUUGGUGGAGCGGCUGGAGAAGGUGGGGUACCGGGAUGGCGAGACCAUGUUCGGCGCGCCCUACGACUUCCGGUACGUGGUGGCGCCGGCGGGGCACCCGUCCAGGGUAGGCGACGCCUUCCUCCGAGCGCUCAAGGGACUCGUCGAGCGGGCGAGCCGGCUGAACGGCGGCAGGCCCGUGACGAUCAUCACCCACAGCGCCGGCGGCCCGCUGACGCACCAGCUGCUCAUCCGGCAGCCGCCGGCCUGGCGGCAGCGCUUCGUAAGGCGCUUCGUGCCCGUCGCCGCUCCGUGGGGAGGCAUCGUGCUAGGAAUGGUCACGCUCGUCUCCGGGAACAACUACGGCCUGCCGUUCGUGGACGCGCGGGCGCUGCUGGCGGCGGGCAGGAGCCAGCAGACGAGCCUCUGGCUGCUGCCAAGCCCCAGCCCGGCUGUCUUCGGCACCGCGCAGCCGCUGGUGAUCACCAAGAGCAGGAACUACUCGGCCGGCGACGUGGCGGACUACCUUGUCGCCAUCGGGUUCGGCGAGGCCGUCGGGCCAUACGAGUCCCGCGUGCUGCCGCUGUUCGGCGGCUACCUGCCGCCUCCCGGGGUUCCGGUGACCAACAUCGUUGGGGUCGGGGUGGGGACCACUGAGAGGAUUGUGUACCCCGGGGAUGACCUCGAUGCGACGCCCGCCACGGUCGCCGGAGACGGUGACGGAGUGGUGAAUCUGGCGAGCGCCCUCGCGGUGGAGAACAAGUGGAAGGAUUAUAGGCUGGUCAAGGUGUCCAACGUGACUCAUAAUGAUCUUGUGGCCGAUGAUCAAGCGCUCGAGAUUGUUAUCCGGGAGAUUCAACGGGCCAAUUGAUUAAUGCAAGUGUGUACGUGGUAGACUGGUAGCUGUGCGACGAUUUGCAUAAUGUAGCAGAAGCUUAGACAUGGUCUAUGCAUUCUGUCGGAGUACAAGUACAAUAAAAGCAUCUUUAAAAGAUGAUGCAAAUUAAACUUGGUGAUGUUAAACCUGUUUUUAGGUUACAUUUGACCAAAAAUAUCUCUCCAAGAAAUGACCUUGAUCUAUUUAGUGAUGUAAAAGAUUUA
Messenger RNA from Lolium perenne, 1609 nucleotides. Its product is annotated as lecithin-cholesterol acyltransferase-like 1. Gene Ontology annotation, biological process: lipid metabolic process. NCBI's taxonomy places the organism in Eukaryota, Viridiplantae, Streptophyta, Magnoliopsida, Poales, Poaceae. The record is from RefSeq and is a predicted model, not a curated record.